UAGCAUGAAAAUCUCAAACUAGCACUGCUCUCUGCGCGUUGCCCCGAGAGCUGCGUUGCCCACCGCAUGCUGCAGAAGGACAUGUCGCGACUGGACUUGCGUCCGGCGAUCCAACUGCCACACAUUCCAAAUGCGGCGGAGGCAACCCAUGCUGACGUCGCUUCACAAUGUGUGGCCGACUCGACCAGCACGCACGGUCGUUGGACCAGCCACGACAUCUCGGCAACGUCCACGGCCCCCGUCAAGAACAGUGACCACAUCUCCAUCUCACGCACGGCGCUUGUCGAGUGCGGCCCUGCCGUUGCCCCGUGUGAAUGCCUUCACGUCGCGAUGAGCGAUCGAGUUGGGUUUGCUCGACAACUUGCGCCGCCAUCCAAGCGGCCGACGACUUGCGAAGAAAAGGCUUCUUGCCCUACCCCCACAUGUUGCUCCGUGAUUACUCCAUGUGACUGGGGUCGCGAUGACGUUCACCAACCUCCACCUCUGUGUUCUGGGGGCGGGGCGCGAGGCUGCCCGCGACGUACUGACAGUCGCCGCCAAUAUGGCCCAAGUUGCUGGAGGAACUCAUUCCAUGCAAUAACGAACAUGCUACAAACAACGGGUCGGAGUCGUCGAUAGCCCCCCUCCUUACAGGCGCC
This is a messenger RNA of Aphanomyces invadans, 638 nucleotides long. RefSeq lists its product as hypothetical. The coding region runs from base 67 to 618 and encodes 183 amino acids. The transcript has a single exon. NCBI's taxonomy places the organism in Eukaryota, Oomycota, Saprolegniomycetes, Saprolegniales, Verrucalvaceae. The record is from RefSeq and is a predicted model, not a curated record.